AUGAGCGGUAAACCCAACAAUGACCUCGAUCGUUUCAAAUACGAUGAGAUGUCCAAUAAGGUCCUCAAGGCGGACCGUAGAUUUGUUUCUAAAAGAAAUGACCAAGACAGUAUUAAAUCUCAACCAAAGUCGUUAAAAGGGCAAAUAUCUAAGAAGGAAAUGGGUUCUAGGAUUCGUGAACAGAAAGCCUACGAGAAUUUAGAAGAUGGUGAUGCUAAUAGCGAGAAACAAAAGCUCAAGAAACAAUAUGAGAAAGAAGAAAAACGAUUCGAGGAAAAAAAGAAGAAAUCACAAACCCAUGGUUUACUUGGAUCUGGCACUUCCUUAUUGGAUUCUAAUAUUGAAGGAUUGCUCUAUUACCCGAAAAAUGAAGAUACAAAAAAGACAUAUGAAUCAAUACUGCAGUGGGUGUAUAAUGAAUUUUCUCAAGAAGCAACACAUGAAGUCAUUAGAUCGGCAGUUGAUGCGCUUCUUUCAAUAUUAAAAGAUGAGUCUAUUGCAAAUAAGAAGAAAGAAUGCGAGAAAAUAUUGAAUGUGUGUCUAUCAGAUAAUAAUUUUAACCAGUUACUGGAAUUAUGUGAACAAAUAACAGAUUACCACCAACAGGGCGAGCAGGCGAGUCAUGGGGACGACGGAGAUGCCAUGACAGUAUUGUUUGAAGAUGAAGAAAAGGAAGAAGAAGAGGAGGAUGGGGAGGAAGAAGAUGUGCAUCAGGACGGCAUAGUAGAAGAUAAAGAAGUGCUCACGGAGGAACAAGACAAAGCCAUGAAUAUUGAUGGACUUCAUGAUGAGACUGAGGUUUUGAAAUUUCAAGAUUUUACGAAAAGGAAGCUUAUGGUGGAAAGUAUCGAUCCACAGUGGAUUAAAACCAGUCUUAGAGAUGUCUUGCAUAGUUUAGAAUCAAAUAGGAUGGAUGAUUUGUCACUGAAGAUUUUCAAGAUAUUGUCAGACUAUAAAUCAAUUAGUGAUGCGAACUUGAGAGCAGAAUUAUCAGAACUAUUAAAGGACAAUACUGAAAACAAAGACCUUGCUAAUUUUAUCAGCUUAUUAUGCGAUAAUCGAUAUAAAAUUGUUUUCAGGCUACAGUUAUUGGAAUUUGAAGAAGACGAAAUGGGAAAAUUGAAAGUAAUACAAGAGAUGAAUGAUUUGGAACUAUACUCUUUGAUGGAAGAAUUCGAGGAAUUCGAAAAUAGCUUGUCAAAGAAACAUACAAAAAAGCGAAAAUUGAAUAGCGGAGAAGCUACUAAGCAAUCUAAUAGUGAAUCUGCUCAAUCAAAGGCUAUUGAAGAGCCUAUCAUUACAAAAAGACAACCGAAGUACGUUCAGUUAGAAUCACUAAAGUUUGAUCAGGGCUCUCAUUUGAUGACUCAAUCAAAAAUUAAUUUACCUAAAGGAUCUUUGAAGAAAGUUAAGAAAUCUUAUGAAGAAAUCCAUGUUCCAGCACCAGCGAAACCAGAUAUGUCUCACUUGAAGUUGGUUCCUAUUAAAGAUCUCCCAGAAUGGGCUCAAGUGGUUUUCCCGGAAUCAGAAACCAACACAUUGAACCCAAUUCAAUCAUCAGUCUAUUCAACAGCUUUUGGUUCAGAUAAUAAUAUUCUUUUAUGUGCCCCUACCGGUGCUGGUAAAACAAAUGUGGCAAUGUUGACAAUGCUUCGUGCUAUUCACAACUUUCGCAAUCCAGAAUCAGGAAAAAUCAAUUCAAAUAAUUUCAAGAUUGUUUACAUCGCUCCAUUGAAAGCCUUGGUACAGGAACAGGUUAGAGAAUUUUCCAGAAGAUUGAAACUGUUAGGAUUGACAGUUGGAGAAUUAACCGGUGACUCCUCAAUGACGAAACAACAAAUCAAAGAAACUCAAGUGAUUGUCACCACUCCUGAAAAAUGGGAUGUUAUCACCCGAAAAAACAAUGAUACAAGCUAUACUAAUCUUGUGACAUUAAUCAUUAUUGAUGAAAUUCAUUUAUUGCAUGAUGAAAGAGGUCCAGUCUUGGAGAGUAUUGUUGCAAGAACUUUAAGGCAAGCGGAAGAUUUGGAUACACGUAUUAGAUUAGUUGGCUUGUCUGCCACCUUACCAAACUAUAAGGACGUUGCUGAGUUUUUACAAGUGGAUUUUGAUAGUGGAUUGUAUUAUUUCAAUGCUAGCUAUAGACCUUGUCCUUUGGCUCAACAAUUUAUUGGGAUUACAGAACAAAAAGCCAUUAAAAAAAUUAAUGCGAUUAAUGAAGCCUGUUAUGAUAAGGUUCUUGAAAAUGCUGGUAAGUUUCAAGUAAUUAUUUUUGUUCACUCAAGAAAGGAUACUGUGAAGACCGCCACUUAUUUGAGAGACAAACUACUUGAAUCAGAAAACUUGAAUCGUCUUUUGAAAACUGAUAUGGGCUCACAGGAAAUUUUAAAACAAGAAUCUGAGGUUGUGAAGGAUCCAGGGUUGAAAGAUUUGAUCCCAACAGGGUUUGCUGUCCACCAUGCGGGCUUAUCCAAAGAAGAUCGUUCAGUUGCUGAAGAUUUAUUUGCUGAAGGGUAUGUUCAAGUUCUUGUUUCUACCGCGACCUUAGCUUGGGGUGUCAAUUUGCCAGCCCACACAGUCAUUAUUAAGGGUACUCAGGUAUAUUCACCAGAAAAGGGUGCUUGGACGGAACUUUCCCCUCAGGACAUUCUACAAAUGUUAGGUAGAGCUGGUAGACCAAGAUAUGAUAAAAACGGUGAAGGUAUUAUUAUUACAUCGCAUAGCGAAAUGCAAUAUUAUUUGGCAAUCUUGAAUCAACAAUUGCCAAUCGAAUCUCAGCUUGUGAGUAAACUCGUGGACAACUUAAAUGCAGAAAUAGUUGGAGGCACAAUUAAAUCUUUGAAAGAAGGUGUCGAAUGGUUAGGUUACUCUUAUCUUUAUUAUAGAAUGUUACACUCUCCAAGUGUAUAUCAUGUGGGGGCUGAUUAUGCUGACGAUGUGGAAUUGGUUAACAAACGAACAGAUUUAGUCCAUUCUGCAUUAAUGGAUUUAACUACAAAUAAUCUUGUUGUAUAUAAUCAAUUGAGCGGUGAGGUAUCUCUGACAGAACUUGGAAAAAUUGCUUCCUAUUAUUAUAUCAACAAUGAAUCUAUGAACGUUUAUAUUGAUAAUUUGAAGCCGUUUUUAUCUCCUGUUGAUUUGCUUCGGGUCUUUGCUUUAUCAGGUGAGUUCAAAUACAUUCCUUCUCGCCAGGAGGAAAAAUUCGAAAUUAAGACUCUCAUUGGUAAAGUUCCAAUUCCCGUUAAGGAAUUAGAAGAUGAUCCAUUGGCUAAGGUGAACGUUUUGUUACAGGCUUAUAUUUCAAGACUAAAAUUAAAUGGAUUUGCUUUGAUGUCUGAUAUGAUCUAUAUCACACAAUCUGCCAACAGAAUCUUUAGAGCAAUUUACGAAAUUUGUUUGAGAAAGAAUUGGGCUCAACUAGCUAAGACUACUUUGGAUUUGUGCAAAAUGAUUGAACGUAGGAUUUGGUUAUCCAAUUCUCCUUUUCGCCAAUUCACUGAUUGCCCAUCUGAGAUAAUUAGAAAAACAGAAGCUUCUAGAGUUCCAUGGUCGUACUACUUAUCACUCGAAACUCCUCAAGAGAUAGGCCAAGCUAUUGGGACAGAAAAAUUUAGCAGAAAAGCAUUUGAAAUGAUACAACAAUUUCCAAAGGUUAGAAUUCCCGAAAUUGAAGUUUUGCCAAUCACUACCAGUCUAUUAAAGUUUGAAUUGACAAUUAUGCCAGAAUGGGAAUGGAAUUAUGAAAUUCAUGGUGCCAGUGAGAGGUUUUUAUUGCUAGUGGAAGAUGUGAAUGGUGAAAAGAUUUUGUAUAAUGAUAUUUUUUUAGUCAGACAGGAAUUUGUCAAUGAACAACAUUUUGUUGAGUUCACCAUCAACUUGCCGGUUAGUGAUUCCAACAAACAGCAGAUUAUUCCACCAAACUAUUUUAUCACUUUGAUUUCGGAAAGAUGGUUGAAUUGUGAAUACAGAACCCCAGUUACAUUCUUUAAUAUCAAAUUACCAAAGAAGUUUUCUACCCCAACAGAGGUUGUGGAUAUGCCAUUAGUUCCUUCCAGUCAAUUAAAGAUGAAGGAAUUUGAAAAAUAUUUCACAAAGGUUAGGAAUUUCAAGAAUUUCAAUAGGUUGCAAUCUCAAGUUUUUGAUGCUGUGUACAAUUCGAAUGAUAAUAUUUUCUGUGGUAUUUCUAAAGGCUCAGGUAAAACUCUUAUCGCAGAAUUGGCAAUCUUCAAUUAUUGGAAAUCACAAAAGCCUGGAAGGGUGAUUUACAUUAACCCGAAUGAAGAACAAGUUGAUAGUUUGUAUAGGUUAUGGACCAAGUAUUUUUCUGGGAUUGCUGGUGGUAAACAAAUAGCAAAAUUGAGCUCCAGUGGUGAAUUAGCUAUCAAUUCAAAGAAAGUUGCUGACAACCAUUUGAUUUUGUCCACUCCAGAAAACUUCAACCUUUUGAUUAAAAGAUGGACCAAACAACGGAAAAUUAUCAGUAAGAUUGAUUUAUUGAUUCUCGAUGAUGUACAUACUGUCGGACAAGGUGUCAUCGGUGCUGCUUAUGAAGCCAUUGUCUCCACCACCAGGUUUGUGAUGAACCAAUUAGAAAAAGAAGACGAUUUCAGAGUGGUUGCUUUAGGCUCUUCCAUUGCUAAUGGUAGAGAUUUUUCUGAAUGGUUAGGUGUAUCGAAGGGCAAGAUUUUUAAUUUUGCUGCCACUGAAAGAAGUCAACCUAUUGAAAUUCAUUUAAGAUCCUUGAAUAUCAACCAUUAUCCAUCGUUCGUCACAUCGUUAUUGAAGUCAAGCUACAAAUACGUCAAACAAUAUGUGGAGAGUAGUGGUGGAAAAACAUUAGUAUUUUCAUCUACUAGAAAGCAAGCCAUUGAUAUUGCAACUAACUUCAUCAAAUUUGCAAAACAUGAUAACUAUUCUUUUGCAGGCGCUCAAAUGGCUACAAAACAUGAAAAGUUGAUUGAUCAAAUUUCAGACACUGUAUUAAAGAGUUUAUUGCGCAAUGGUUUUGGUAUUUAUUACAAGAAUAUGGCUGAAGCUGACAGAUUAAUUACUGAUCGUUUGUUCAAUGCUCAUAUUAUCAAAGUUAUCUUUGCUAGUAGAGAAGCUUGUUAUUUCACUCCUCAGGCUAAUCUUGUGAUGGUUUUGGGAACACAAUAUUUUGAAGGAUCAGAGCACAGAUAUGUUGAUUAUACUGCAAGUGAGUUGUUAGAAAUGAUUGGUAACGCAGUGCGAAACUCUGCCGUGAACGAAUAUUAUGAUGAGGCCUUGGGAAAAGCAGUUAUAUUUACAACCACUGGUAAAAGAGAAUAUUAUAAGAGAUUCUUGAAUUUUGCGAUUCCAGUGGAAAGCAAUUUCAAUUAUUUCAUCAAUGAUUCUUUUAUCGAUGAAAUUGCUAGCGGUGUCAUUUCUACUAAGCAAGAUUGUAUGGAUUGGUUAACCUACAGCUUCUUUUACAGAAGGCUACAAUUGAAUCCUAGUUAUUACGGAGUCAAGGAUACCACCCCUCUUGGCUUAUCUGAAUAUUUGUCUGAAAUGAUUGAAGAUUCGUUGAAAGAACUAGAAGAUGCUAAAAUGAUCGAGAUUGAAGAAGAAGAAAAUGAGGAAGCAGAAGAAGAAGAAGCAGAAGAAGAAGAGAAGAUCAGCCCUUUGAAUGGUGCUUUGAUUGCUUCUCACCAUGGUGUCUCAUUUACUACCGUUCAAACAUUUAAUGUUAACUUAUUGGCCAAAUCGAACUUAAAAUUCCAAAUGAGGUAUUUACUUGAGAUCUUGUCACUUGCGUCAGAAUUCGGGUCUCUAGUGACAAUCCGGAAAAACGAGUCGUCGAUCUUGAACAGGCUAUACAACAGAAUUCCUUUGAAGUCAUCUUCAUUUACAAAAUCACCUACGAGUUUUGAAAGCUCCAUUAGUUUGAAGAUUUUUAUUUUGAUCCAAGCUCAUUUCUUGAGAUUCAGUUUAUCACCUGAACUCCAAUCUGACAUGAAAAUUAUUUUGUCAGUUGUUCUUAAGCUUUUGAACUGCAUGAUUGAUUUGUUGUCAAGUGAUGGUAAUUUAAUUGUAUUACGCUUGAUGACGUUAUCACAGCUAAUCAGUCAAGCAGUUUGGGAAAAGGAUGAAUCAAUUUCUUUGAAGCAAAUACCUUUUAUAAAUGAGAAAAUAUUGAAGAGAUGUGAUGAGAUGAAAAUUAGAAAUGUCAAUGAAUUUAUUGAGAUCGAUGAUGACAAUGAAAAGUUGAAGCUUUUGGGUAAAGAUAUUGCUGAUGAUGAGUUCAAAUUAAAUAAAGUGAUUAAUUUCUUGAACAAUUAUCCAAUUAUAAAUAAUGUGACUUACAGGAUCAAUGAUGAAGAAAAUUUGAAUACUAGUGAUGAUAUUGCUAUUUCAGUGACAAUACAGAAAGACGAGGGCGUUGAAGAUGACGAGGAAUUGAUCAUCAAUUCUGAGUUUUAUCCCUUCGAGAAAUUUGAGAAUUGGUGGAUUGUGAUUGGUGAUAUAAACACCAGGACUUUAUAUGCUAUUAGAAAAGUGGUUCUUAAAAAAGAAGAACAGACUUUUAAGUUAUCAUUCAAUGUGAACGAAGCAGGUAAACAUGAUUUGAAUAUUUGGCUUGUUUGUGAUUCCUAUUAUGAAACUGAGGAAGUGAGUUUUUCUAUAAGUGUUGCUCAAGCAGAAGAUAAUAGUGAAGAAGAAGAGGAGGAAUGA
Saccharomycopsis crataegensis is the source of this 6696-nucleotide messenger RNA. RefSeq names its product ATP-dependent RNA helicase BRR2 (gene BRR2). The record is from RefSeq and is a predicted model, not a curated record. NCBI's taxonomy places the organism in Eukaryota, Fungi, Ascomycota, Saccharomycetes, Ascoideales, Saccharomycopsidaceae. Gene Ontology annotation, molecular function: ATP binding; ATP hydrolysis activity; nucleic acid binding. Bases 1 to 6696 code for a protein of 2231 amino acids. The transcript has a single exon.